GGCGGGAGAGAAGCAAACUGCGGGAUCUGCGGCGGCGGAAACACGGCCAUGGCCGCACUGUACGGGGGUGUGGAGGGGGGAGGCUCACGAUCCAAGGUUCUUUUACUCUCAGAGGAUGGGCAGAUCCUGGCAGAAGCAGAUGGACUCAGCACAAACCACUGGCUAAUCGGGACAGACAAGUGUGUGGAGAGGAUCAACGAGAUGGUGAACAGGGCCAAACUGGAAGCAGGGGUGGAUCCUCUGGUCCCUCUACGAAGCUUGGGCCUGUCCCUGAGCGGUGGGGUGCAGGAGGAAGCACUGAGGAUCCUGACGGAGUUGCUGAGGGACCGAUUUCCCCACCUGAGUGAAAGCUACUUAAUCACCACCGACGCCGCGGGCUCCAUCGCCACAGCAACACAGGAUGGUGGGAUCGUGCUCAUCUCUGGGACAGGUUCCAACUGCAGGCUCAUCAACCCCGACGGCUCUGAGAGCGGCUGUGGCGGCUGGGGCCACAUGAUGGGGGACGAGGGCUCAGCCUACUGGAUCGCACACCGAGCAGUGAAAAUAGUGUUCGACUCUAUUGACAACCUAGAGGCGGCUCCUCAUGACAUUGGCUACAUCAAACAGGCGAUGUUCAACUACUUCCAGGUGCCAGAUCGGCUAGGAAUCCUCACCCACCUGUAUAGGGACUUUGAUAAAUGCCGGUUUGCUGGGUUUUGCCAGAAAAUUGCAGAAGGUGCCCAGCAGGGAGAUGCCCUCUCCCGGUUUAUCUUCAGGAAGGCUGGGGAGAUGCUGGGCAGACACGUGGUGGCAGUGUUGCCUGAGAUUGACCCGGUCUUGUUCCAGGGGGAGAUGGGCCUCCCCAUCCUGUGUGUGGGCUCUGUGUGGAAGAGCUGGGAGCUGCUGAGGGAAGGUUUCCUUCUGGCGCUGACCCAGGGCCGAGAGAUCCAGGCCCAGAACUCCUUCUCCAGCUUCACCCUGAUGAAGCUGCAACACUCCUCUGCCCUAGGUGGGGCCAGCCUCGGGGCCAGGCACAUCGGGCACCUCCUCCCCAUGGACUACUCUGCCAAUGCCGUUGCCUUCUACUCCUACACCUUCUCCUAGAGGGCUGGCCCUGGCUCCGCCCCUCCAAGCCCAGUGGACAUUGGGUGCUGGAAAGGAGGCUUUUUUCCUUUUUUUUUUUUUU
Molecule: messenger RNA, 1165 nt
Organism: Odobenus rosmarus divergens (Pacific walrus)
Lineage: Eukaryota; Metazoa; Chordata; Mammalia; Carnivora; Odobenidae
Gene: NAGK
Product: N-acetylglucosamine kinase
Exons: 10
Coding region: 49-1083 (344 amino acids)
Molecular function (GO): N-acetylglucosamine kinase activity
Source: RefSeq, a predicted model, not a curated record